AUGUGGGGCAGGCAAUUCCGGCCGCCCGCCCUACGGUGGGUGAACAGGAACAGCAGAGCGCUCAGAAUACCAGCAGGCCUUCGCGGCCCUCGAAACACGUUACGGCGCAGAGAAUUUCCUCAGCCAAUAUCCAGAAACCGUUCUUCGCCGAAGAAUGCGCCUUCAGAUGUCCCGCCAGAACAGCUCUCCUCGAACUACGAAUACCUGUCCUCGACCCUUCGCGACACCAGUCCCGAGCAGAACAGUCUCCUGUCGCCCGUACAUAUACCCGAAGACCCAAAUGCAAUCCUCAAAGAGCGGCAUCCUGCGGCAAAGAUCCUGGCGAAUUCAGGGUUGGUGGUUCAAAGACAGUUGGAGCUGAUGAAUGUCAUGCUCGGGUUUGAACAAGCAAACCGCUAUGUCAUUCUCGAUGCAAACGGGAAUCAUGUAGGGUACAUGGCGGAGCAAGAGAGCGGUUUUGGAAGCAUGAUGGCGCGACAGUGGUUCCGCACGCAUCGGAGUUUCGUCACCCAUGUGUUUGACAAGGACGAGAAUGAGGUCCUCCGGUUUCAUCGUCCGUUCGCAUGGAUCAACUCCCGGAUUCGCGUCUAUGACCCUCUGGAACUCGCCAAUCCCUCAUACUCGCCUUCCGGCACGCUCCAAGGCGCCUCUCCCACUGCACUGGUCUCGGUUGCGGGUGGAUCGAAUGUAAAAGUAUCGCCUCUCGCAAUUGAAGAUAUGCGUGUCGUCGGCGAGGCGCAGCAACGAUGGGCUCCCCUGCGACGGAAAUACGAUCUCUUUAUCUUCCACCCUACGCCAACCUCACAGACUGACAUGGGAUCCAAACCGAUCUCAAGUGAUGCGCUCUCACAACCUCAGCAAACGCAGUUGCUCCACGCUUCUGGGGGUCAGAACACCGGGGGAGAAUACCAUCAGUUUGCAUACGUCGAUGAACCUUUCCUCUCGUGGGAUUUCUCUCUCCGGUCGGCAGAUAACCGCCUCAUUGGAUCUGUCAAUCGCAACUUCACUGGAUUCGCCCGCGAAAUUUUUACCGACACCGGCGUCUAUGCCCUGAGGAUGGAUGCUGCCGCCUUGGCAGAAGAAAGGGAACAGCGGCAUCUCAUCUCCCAGACGGGUCAGGCCCCUACCGCAUAUACUGGGAAUUUCACAGGGAUGACCCUUGACCAACGUGCUGUGAUGCUGGCGACCGCUGUCAGCAUUGACUUUGAUUACUUUAGCCGCCACAGUCACGCUGGUGGAGGGUUCAUGCCCCUGUGGUUCCCCGGCGUAGGCAGCGAGGCUUCUGCAGGUGGUGCAGCAGCGGGCGAAGCUGGGGCUGCUGGAGCCGGAGCCGGAGCUGCAGCUGCCGGUUCUGAAGCAGCCGCCGCUAGUCAGGCAGCAGGAGCGGCAGAGGCAGCAGCUGUCGGAGAGACUGGCGCAGGCGCUCUUGGGAGAGCUGGAACCGCUGGGAGUCUGGGAGAAGCUGCUGCUGCGGGCGCUGCCGGUGCCGGUACUAUGGCAGGCUACGAGGCCAUGCGGAGAGGAUUGUACAGUGACCCUCAGACUUCCUUACCAGGGGAGCAACGACAAGAACCUCCCCAACCGCAAAAGGAUGAAGAGCUCUGGGGAGAGAGUUACGAGGAUUUCUGGGCUCAAGGCGGCGGCGCUAAUCGCGGUGAAGAGUUCGAAGGCGAGGAAGAAGAAGAAGAAGGAGACGACUGGUUUUAA
Molecule: messenger RNA, 1707 nt
Organism: Rasamsonia emersonii CBS 393.64
Lineage: Eukaryota; Fungi; Ascomycota; Eurotiomycetes; Eurotiales; Trichocomaceae
Exons: 3
Coding region: 1-1707 (568 amino acids)
Biological process (GO): plasma membrane phospholipid scrambling
Cellular component (GO): plasma membrane
Molecular function (GO): phospholipid scramblase activity
Source: RefSeq, a predicted model, not a curated record